This is a messenger RNA of Microtus oregoni (creeping vole), 4306 nucleotides long. It is a transcript of the gene Msh6, whose product is annotated as mutS homolog 6. Bases 137 to 4219 code for a protein of 1360 amino acids. Gene Ontology annotation, biological process: mismatch repair. Gene Ontology annotation, molecular function: ATP-dependent DNA damage sensor activity; ATP binding; mismatched DNA binding. The record is from RefSeq and is a predicted model, not a curated record. Gene Ontology annotation, cellular component: MutSalpha complex; nucleus. The transcript is spliced from 10 exons. Lineage: Eukaryota; Metazoa; Chordata; Mammalia; Rodentia; Cricetidae.
CGGAUUGGCUGCCGGGCUCCGGGCGCUCGGGUCGGACGCGCCUCCUCCCGACUUUCCCGCCAGCUGCUGCCGCGCGGCGGAGGCGGUACCUGUAGGCGCUCCGAGUGGCGCACGGUCGGGCCCGCCAUCCUCCAUAAUGUCGCGACAAAGCACCCUGUACAGCUUCUUUUCCAAGUCCCCGGCGCUUGGCGACACCAAGAAGGCCGCGGCCGGGGCCUUACGCGAAGGAGGCGCCGCCGCCGCCGUCUCCGGGGCCUCCGCUUCCCGCGGCAGGGAUGCGGCCUGGAGCGAGACUGGAUCUGAGCCCCGGCCCGCGGCGGUGUCCGCCUCGUCGCCCGAGGCAAAGAACCUCAACGGGGGACCGCGGAGCUCGGCCGUGCCGGCGGUUCCCGACAGUUCUUGUGACUUUUCACCAGGCGAUUUGGUUUGGGCUAAGAUGGAAGGUUAUCCCUGGUGGCCUUGCCUGGUUUAUAAUCAUCCCUUUGAUGGAACAUUCAUCCGGAAGAAAGGGAAAUCGGUUCGUGUUCAUGUCCAGUUUUUUGAUGACAGUCCAACAAGGGGCUGGGUUAACAAAAGGAUGUUAAAGCCAUAUACAGGUUCAAAAUCCAAGGAAGCCCAAAAGGGAGGUCAUUUCUACAGUUCAAAGUCUGAAAUCCUGAGGGCAAUGCAACGCGCAGAUGAAGCCUUAAAUAAAGACAAGAUAAAGAGGCUUGAGUUGGCAGUGUGUGAUGAGCCUUCAGAGCCAGAAGAGGACGAGACAGAGGUGCAGCAUGCAGCUUAUGUAUCUGAUAAGAGUGAAGACGAUAACCAAAGUGAAGGUGAAGAACUGCAGCCUAAGGUGCAGGGGCCUAGGCGAAGCAGUCGGCAAGUGAAAAAGCGAAGGAUCGUAUCAGAUUCUGAGAGUGACAUUGGUGGCUCUGAUGUAGAAUUCAAGCCAGACACUAAGCAAGAAGGAAGCAGCGACGAAAUGAGCAGUGGAGUUGGAGACAGUGAUAGUGAGGACCUGGGGACCCUUGCCAAAGGUGCUCCAAAGCGGAAGAGAGCAAUGGCUGGUCAGGGUGCAUUUAGAAGGAAAAGUUCAAGGAAGGAAACACCCUCAGCCACCAAACAAGCGACUCGAAUUUCAUCAGAAACCAAGAGUACCUUGAGUGCUUUCUCUGCCCCUCAGAAUUCUGAAUCCCAAACCCAUAUUAGCGGAGGAGGUGACAACAAUAGUGGGCCCACUAUUUGGUAUCAUGAAACUUUAGAAUGGCUUAAGCCAGAAAAGAGAAGAGAUGAGCACAGGAGACGCCCUGAUCACCCUGAUUUUAAUUCUUCCACACUGUAUGUGCCUGAAGAUUUCCUUAAUUCUUGUACUCCAGGGAUGAGGAAGUGGUGGGAGAUUAAGUCUCAGAACUUUGAUCUUGUUAUUUUUUAUAAGGUGGGGAAGUUUUACGAAUUGUAUCACAUGGAUGCCGUUAUUGGAGUCAGUGAGCUGGGACUAGUAUUCAUGAAGGGCAACUGGGCCCAUUCUGGUUUUCAUGAAAUUGCAUUUGGCCGGUUUUCAGAUUCCUUGGUGCAGAAGGGCUAUAAAGUAGCACGAGUGGAGCAGACUGAGACUCCAGAAAUGAUGGAAGCACGAUGCCGGAAGACGGCACACGUGUCUAAGUUUGACAGAGUGGUGAGAAGGGAGGUUUGCAGGAUUAUCACCAAGGGCACACAGACGUACAGUGUGCUGGAAGGUGAUCCCUCUGAGAACUACAGUAAGUACCUUCUGAGCCUUAAAGAGAAAGAGGAAGAUUCCUCUGGGCACACUCGUGUAUAUGGUGUGUGCUUCGUUGACACUUCACUGGGCAAGUUUUUCAUGGGUCAGUUUUCAGAUGAUCGCCAUUGUUCCAGAUUUAGGACUCUUGUGGCACACUAUCCUCCAGUACAAAUUUUGUUUGAGAAAGGAAAUCUCUCAACAGAAACUAAAACAGUUCUGAAAGGUUCAUUGUCCUCUUGUCUUCAGGAAGGUCUGAUACCAGGUUCCCAAUUUUGGGAUGCCACCAAGACUCUGAGAACACUCCUUGAAGAAGGAUAUUUUACUGGGAAGUUAAAUGAAGACAGUGGUGUAGCACUGCCUGGGGUACUUAAAAGUAUGACCUCAGGGUCAGAUUCUAUUGGCCUGACACCAGGAGAGAAUAGUGAAUUGGCCCUCUCUGCUCUAGGUGGUUGUGUUUUCUACCUCAAAAAAUGCUUGAUUGAUCAGGAGCUUCUAUCAAUGGCUAAUUUUGAAGAAUAUUUUCCCUUGGAUUCUAAAAUGGUCACCACAGUAAGACCCGGUGCUGUCUUUACUAAAGCCAAUCAGCGAAUGGUGCUAGAUGCAGUGACAUUAAACAACUUGGAGGUUUUCCUGAAUGGGACAAAUGGUUCUACUGAAGGGACUUUGCUAGAGAGGCUUGAUACUUGUCAUACUCCCUUUGGCAAGCGGCUCCUAAAACAAUGGCUUUGUGCCCCCCUCUGUAACCCUUGCGCUAUAAGUGACCGCUUAGAUGCUGUGGAAGACCUGAUGGCUUUGCCUGACAAAAUCACUGAAAUUACAGACCUCCUAAAGAAGCUACCAGAUCUUGAGAGGCUACUGAGUAAGAUCCAUAAUAUUGGAUCUCCCCUAAAAAGCCAGAACCACCCAGACAGCAGGGCUAUAAUGUAUGAAGAAACCACAUACAGCAAAAAAAAGAUCAUUGAUUUUCUUUCUGCUCUAGAAGGAUUCAAAGUAAUGUGUAAGAUUAUAGGGCUUAUGGAGGAUGUUGCUGAUGAUUUUAAGUCUAAAACCCUUAAGCAGGUUGUCACUCUACAGACAAAAAGUCCUGAAGGCUGCUUUCCUGAUCUGAACACAGAGCUGAACCGAUGGGAUACUGCUUUUGACCACGAGAGGGCUCGAAAGACUGGACUCAUUACUCCAAAGGCAGGAUUUGACUCUGAUUAUGACCAAGCACUUGCUGACAUAAGAGAGAAUGAACAGAGUCUCCUGGAGUACUUAGAUAAACAGCGCAGUCGGCUUGGAUGCAGGACCAUAGUCUACUGGGGAAUUGGUAGGAACCGUUACCAGUUGGAGAUUCCAGAGAAUUUUACUACCCGCAACCUACCAGAAGAAUAUGAAUUGAAAUCUACUAAAAAGGGCUGUAAACGAUACUGGACCAAAACGAUUGAGAAGAAGUUAGCUAAUCUUAUAAAUGCUGAAGAACGUAGGGACAUGUCUUUGAAGGACUGCAUGAGGCGGCUGUUCUAUAACUUUGAUAAAAAUUACAAGGACUGGCAGUCUGCUGUAGAGUGCAUUGCAGUAUUGGAUGUCUUACUGUGCUUGGCUAACUAUAGUCAAGGAGGAGAUGGUCCCAUGUGUCGCCCAGAAAUUCUAUUACCGAGAGAACACAGACACCCCUUCUUAGAGCUUAAAGGGUCACGGCAUCCCUGCAUUACCAAGACUUUUUUUGGAGAUGAUUUUAUUCCUAAUGACAUCCUGAUAGGCUGUGAAGAAGAAGAAGAAAAUGGCAAAGCCUAUUGUGUGCUUGUUACUGGACCAAAUAUGGGGGGCAAAUCUACACUCAUAAGACAGGCUGGUCUAUUGGCUGUAAUGGCCCAGAUGGGUUGUUAUGUACCUGCUGAAGUGUGUCGGCUCACACCAGUAGAUAGAGUGUUUACUAGACUUGGUGCCUCAGAUAGGAUAAUGUCAGGUGAAAGUACAUUUUUUGUUGAACUGAGUGAAACUGCCAGCAUACUUAGGCACGCAACAGUACAUUCUUUGGUGCUUGUGGAUGAGUUAGGAAGAGGUACUGCAACUUUUGAUGGGACAGCAAUAGCCAAUGCAGUUGUUAAAGAACUUGCUGAAACCAUAAAGUGUCGAACAUUGUUUUCUACACACUAUCAUUCAUUAGUAGAAGACUAUUCUAAAAACGUUUCUGUGCGCCUAGGACACAUGGCUUGCAUGGUAGAAAAUGAAUGUGAGGAUCCCAGCCAGGAGACUAUUACCUUCCUCUAUAAAUUCAUUAAGGGAGCCUGUCCCAAGAGCUACGGCUUUAAUGCAGCAAGGCUUGCUAAUCUUCCGGAGGAGGUUAUUCAAAAGGGACACAGAAAAGCAAGAGAAUUUGAGAAGAUGAAUCAGUCAUUACGACUAUUUCGGGAAGUUUGUCUGGCUAGUGAAAAGCCGACUUUAGAUGCUGAAGCUGUCCAUAGGUUGCUGGCUUUGAUUAAGGAAUUGUAGACUACAUUGGAAGCUGAGUUGACUUUUGACAAAGGUGGUAAAUUCAGACAACAUUAUGAUCUAAUAAACUUUAUUUUUUAAAAAUGA